AUGAGUAGUUUGAACGACUUUGACGUGAACAAUUUUGCAGAAAAAAAUACUUCUGAGCAAGAAAUUAUUAAUUCAAUGGAUGACAAAGCUACUGACACUAGCAGUAGAAAUGAGAUAGAUAAUAGUAUAUCUGACAAAGAUUCGUUGAGCAGUUUUGAAGUUAAAUUUGAUAAUGAAUCUGAGAUUCCAGAUCCAGAAGAUAUAAAGAGAAUUCUUCCAAUCUACAGAAAGUACAUAAUCGGCAUGGUUAUAACACUAACAUCUAUGGUAAUCACCAUAAUAUCAUCAUGUUGGACUUUGAUUUCUGAUCGAAUAAUGGAUCAUUUUCAUAUAUCACAUGAAGUUUCUGUUUUAGGAAUUUCUUUCUAUAUAUUUGGACUAGGAGUUGGACCAUUGUUUUUAUCACCUUUAAGUGAAUUGUAUGGUCGCAGAAAGACAUUCAUAAUUUCUCUUUUUUUCAGUAUAGUAUGGCAGUGCUUAGUGAUAUGGUCUAAGACAAUCGAAGGUGUCAUGUUUGGAAGAUUUUUAUCGGGCUUUUUUGGAUCAGCAUUUCUAAGUGUAGCUGGUGGGCUUUUUACUGACAUUUUUGAAAAAAAGAACAUUGGUAUACCUAUUACCAUAUAUACAACCUCACCUAUGUUAGGACCGGCGCUGGGUCCUAUUAUUAGUGGAGCGUUGCAUGGGACAAAUUACAAAUGGACGUUUAUUACAAUGUUGUUAGCAUCGGGGUUAUCAUUCAUUUGUGUCAUUUUACUUGUUCCAGAGACAUAUGAACCAGUUCUUCUUAUUGAAAAAGCUAAAAGGCUUAGGAAGGAAACAGGAGAUGAAAGAUUUUUUGCUCCGAUGGAAUUACAACGUCGUGAUACAAAUUUGUUAAACUCAAUAGCCAACUCAGCCAGAGGCCCAUUUGGAUUGUUGAUAAGGGAUCCUAUGAUGGCAACAUUAUGUUUUUACACGGGACUUGUAUUGGCUAUUGUCUAUCUAUUUUUUGUUGCAUUUCCUUAUAUUUUUGAAACCAUUUAUGAAUUCGGAGCAGUAGAAGUUGGUUGUGCCUAUGUUGGUCUAUUAGUAGGUAUUUUGUUAGCGUCUCCAACUUCAUUUAUCAUUCAAAAACAUUAUGAAAAAAAAGUUGCUGAUAAUAAUGGCAUAAGCACUCCAGAAAUGAGAUUUGAGGCUUUAUAUUAUGGUGCCUUUUUAACACCAAUUGGUUUAAUGAUUUUUUGUUGGACAUGUUACAGAAAAGUUCAUUGGAUUGGUCCAAUUAUCGGUAGUAGUAUAUUUGGAUCAGGAGUAUUUUACGUGUUUACUGGGGUAUUCAGUUACACAGUAGAUGGGUAUCGUAAAUUUUCUGCUACUGCAAUGGCAUGUAACUCUUUUGUUAGAAGUACGAUGAGUGCUGUCUUUCCACUAUUUGGUUUACAGAUGUAUAAAGGCAUGGGAGUUAAUUGGGCAGGUUUUUUAAUUGCCUGUAUAACAACUGCCAUGAUUCCAGUUCCAUUUUUAUUUGAAAAAUAUGGUGCUAAAUUAAGAGCAAAAUCACCAUAUGCAUGGGAUGAUAAUUAA
Messenger RNA from Tetrapisispora phaffii CBS 4417, 1563 nucleotides. RefSeq names its product Yhk8p (gene YHK8). Gene Ontology annotation, cellular component: membrane. Bases 1 to 1563 code for a protein of 520 amino acids. Gene Ontology annotation, biological process: transmembrane transport. Lineage: Eukaryota; Fungi; Ascomycota; Saccharomycetes; Saccharomycetales; Saccharomycetaceae. The transcript has a single exon. Gene Ontology annotation, molecular function: transmembrane transporter activity. The record is from RefSeq and is a predicted model, not a curated record.